UAUUGGAUAACAUCUAUAAAAAGCAAGUCAUAAAUGAACAUUUUAAAAAACCAUGAAAAUGUAUUCCAAAAUUUUAAUGGUUGUGCUUCUAGCACAUUUUUUGGAUAAUUUAUCAGCGGCUAUACUUAAACCAGAUAAACUUACAUCUUUGAAUGAGAAUAGUAGUUCAACUCAACCUAAAACCAUUUUAAUUCAAAAUCAACCUAAUAAAAGUCAUCAUACUGAUUUGGGAAAUUCCAAAGUUAAUCCUGUUGUUCCUUUAAAUACUUCUGCUUCACCUGCACUUCCAUUACCUUCAGUAACUUCAUCACCUCCAGCACCUACAGUCUUACAAAAUACAAAAAAAACAAGUUCACCUGUAAUAGGUUCUUCAACUUCUAAACUUACAGUACCACAAUUUGAGAAACAAAAGGAAAAUGACGAUCAACAAGAAUUUGAAUUAGUUGAAGAAGAAGAUGAUUAUGAAGAAGGAGAUGAUUAUGAAGAAGGAGAUGACUAUGAAGAAAAUGAUUAUGAAGGAGAUGAUUAUGAAGAAGGAGAUAAUUAUGAAGCUUAUGAUAAAGCACAAGUAGAAAAAAAAGAUGGUUUCAACAGUAAAGAUUAUUUAGAAAAUCCAAAUCAUACAAUUUCUACAGUACUACAAUCAUCUAAGAAUGAAUUAACAGAAAACAAUUACAAUUAUCCUGAAUACCAAUCAAAUACCAAUGAAAACAAUCAAAUAUAUCAAAAUGAUGAGUGGGAAUCAGAGUCUUUUAAUAUCAACAAAAAACCCAUUAAUAUUCAUGAAACUCUAGACAGAAAUAAUGAUAAUACCAAAGAUCAAUCAAUCAACACUGAUGAUUUAGAAUCAAAAUCAAGCUAUGAUACACAGAUAAUUACUGAUAAUCAGGAAGAAAGUGUAGAAGACCAAUUUAACAAUCAAAAUCUGUCAGAAGAUAAAGAAAAAAUUGUCAAUGGGUAUAAAGCUAUCAAGCAAAUAUUAUACAUGUUACACGACUAUGCAAGUUUAACAUUUAAUUGGAUCAUUAGCAAAAUAAAUUACCGAAUAGAAGAAGUCUCAGUUAGAUAAACAGUUAUUAUGUUAUUAAAUUAAUAUUAUAAUAUUUGGUUAAAAAGUGAAUAAGUAACAAUGACAACAAAUGAAAAAUAAU
Melanaphis sacchari is the source of this 1151-nucleotide messenger RNA. Its product is annotated as GATA zinc finger domain-containing protein 4-like. Lineage: Eukaryota; Metazoa; Arthropoda; Insecta; Hemiptera; Aphididae. The record is from RefSeq and is a predicted model, not a curated record. The coding region runs from base 53 to 1069 and encodes 338 amino acids. The transcript is spliced from 5 exons.